Messenger RNA from Fomitopsis serialis, 1353 nucleotides. Its product is annotated as Alpha/Beta hydrolase protein. Lineage: Eukaryota; Fungi; Basidiomycota; Agaricomycetes; Polyporales; Fomitopsidaceae. The transcript has 5 exons. The record is from RefSeq and is a predicted model, not a curated record. The coding region runs from base 133 to 1278 and encodes 381 amino acids.
GUCCACGAUCUUGCCUACAUAUGGUGGUAAUUCAGUCCCCGGUGGUAUUAAAUCUACUGCAGUCAGACCUCGACACAACUCGGAGCCCUGUUCACAGCCUGAAACCCACUGGAUUCCCCUCAGCUGGACACCAUGCCACUAGCAACCGUCGAUGAAUUCGGUUCGCAGUGCUAUUAUGUGGACACUGGCGCACCUCCUAAUUCCAACUACACGACUCUCGUGCUCAUUCACGGAGCAGGCUUUCAAGGCGCCAUCUUCGAGCGUUUGUUUGUCCAUGCAGCGAAACAUAACAUGCGGCUCGUAGCGGUCAAUAUGCGCGACUACGCUGGUUCGACCCCAUAUUCUCCGUCUGACUUGGCCGACUUAGGCGGUGACGUUGAGAGACAGGCAGCAGCACUGCAUGCUCGUGGGCUCGAAAUCUUGGCGUUUCUUCUGUGGUACAUCCGCAAGGAGGGCAUUCCUCUUUUGUCCGCGAAGACACGAGGGGGAUGGAUAGGUGGUGGCGGAAUAUCGCUGCUUGCCUGGUCAUGGGGGUGCAAGAUGGCCUUGUCUUGCAUUGCGUGCGCGCAGCAGCUGUCGCACGAUGACAGAGAGCUUCUGGCAGGCUACAUGCGAGCGCUCAUUCUCCUUGAUCCCAGUGCUCGCGCGUUCGGUGCACCUAUGAUACCUUUUGAAGACUGUUACAACCCCUUCGAGGACGCGUCUUUAACACCAGACGCAAGACAGAAGAGCUUCCCCGAAUGGGCCUCCGGUUACUACGCACAUUCUCCUGCCAUCUUAGACGCACUCCCCUCUCGCGCAUAUGCAGAAGCAUGUGCGGGACUUUCGACCAACCGCAUAGCAGACCCGCCUCCUCAUCAAACACCAACGCUUCUGCGUAUGUCUUCCGAUGAGCUGGGGAAGGUAGCCAAUGAGGACGUCAUGGCGCAUUCGCAUAUGUUUUAUGUAUUCAUGGACGACAAAGUCUACAAGGAUACCAUGCGUCGAGCAUUGCAUGACACCUCCGUAUGGCCAGGAUUGCGCGUGGCGCUGCUGUGGUGUGACAUGUCCGUCAGUGCGACGGUCAUGUCGUCUUGGGGCCUACUGAAGGAGUACCAAGACGAAUGGCCGGCUGGUGGGAGGCGUAUAGAUGCAGUUCGUAUGAAGGGUGCUAAUCAUUUCCCGCACUGGGAUUAUCCGGAACGUACAAUGCAACUACUGGCUGACAUCAUAUGGGCCGAAGACAUUCCAUCAGUCAUCCGGAUGCGCGACACGGAGGAGGUCCACCCUAGAUUAUAGUAAGCACCCAUUCUGACUUCUGCUUUGUCUCUGCCCCGUACGGGCUGGACUUCAGCAAUUGAUGCAAUUGAACCA